Messenger RNA from Entrophospora candida, 277 nucleotides. The record is from the annotation of a GenBank genome assembly. NCBI's taxonomy places the organism in Eukaryota, Fungi, Glomeromycota, Glomeromycetes, Entrophosporales, Entrophosporaceae.
AUGACUUCUUCCGUCGCAAAAGGCCGUCAACUUGAACGUGCAGUUGUCAACAAAUUGAGGGAUGCGGGGAUUGAGUGCGAAUAUACUGGUGCAAGAACAGAUAUAGCCCUUGCUAAAGGCCGUCAACUUGAACUUGCGGUUGUAAACAAAUUGAGGGAUGCAGGAAUUGAGCAUGAAAAUACUGAAGGGCUGGGAGACAUGGGAAUCGAUAUUAAAGGAGUUGCCUGCGGCAUCCCAUUUGUUGUACAAUGUAAGAAUUGGGGUCGAAAGAAUAUAG